AGCAGGACGGAAGUAGGUACGUGGCUGCUUCAGCUGACAUUCAGCAUGAUGGCGACAGAGGUUCAGAGCGGCGACCUCAACAGUGCAAAUUCAAGCCGGCUCGAAGUUUCUAUCGACGGAUUGACUUUGAGUCCCGAUUCCGAGUGCGAGCAGGAACAGGCCGAGACGUCUGUUGCUCUGUCGGCGGAGCAGAGCUCCAUAAACCGGGCCGUCGAUGAAGAGGAGGGCGAAUACACAAGCAGCCACACGAUCGAGAAAUGGGGCUUUCCUUUAGUGGAGCUCUAUGGUCUUGCGCUCAAAUUUUUUAAAGAGAAAGAUGGCAAAGCUUUUCAUCCGACGUAUGAGGAGAAACUUCGACUGGUUGCCCUACACAAGCAGGUGUUACAAGGGCCUUACAACCCAGACGCUUCGCCUGAGGUGGGCUUUUUUGAUGUGCUGGGAAAUGACCGCAGGAGAGAAUGGUCAUCUUUGGGAAACAUGGAGAAGGACGAGGCCAUGCUGGAGUUUGUGAAGCUGUUGAUUAAAUGUUGCAAUUUAUUUGCACCUUUCAUCGCAUCUCAUAAGAUCGAAAAGGAGGAGCUGGAGAGAAAGAGGCGAGAGGAAGAGGAGCAGCGACGCAGAGAAGAAGAGGAGCGUGAGCGACAGCGUCUGGAAGAGGAGAGGCGUAGACGUGAGGAGGAGGAGAGGCUGAGGAGAGAAGAGGAGGAGAGGAGACAGGUUGAGGAAGAAAGACUGCGAGUUGAACAGCAAAAGCAGCAGAUCAUGGCUGCACUGAAUGCACAGACAGCUGUGCAGUUCCAGCAGUAUGCGGCGCAGCAGUAUCCCGACAGUCUGGAGCAGCAGCUCAUCCUCAUCCGGCAGCUGCAGGAGCAGCAUUAUCAGCAGUACAUGCAGCAGCUGUAUCAAGUGCAGCUCGCGCAGCAGCAGGCUGCUUUGCAGAAACAGCAGGAGGAUGCGAUAGUGCUGUCCACAUUAGAGGCCAGUGAGGUGUCAUCACCCCCUGCUGGAGAGGAGGGACCUCUACUGAACGGCCGUGCAGAGUCCACGACUGACAGCUUCGAGCGAGAGCCAGAUCUGGAGGCUGCAGAUGAAGUUACUGAGAAUGGACCUACAGAUUCUCCACCUGUAAUAGCAGCCCCUUCUAUGUGGACCCGACCACAGAUCAAAGACUUUAAAGAGAAGAUCCGUCAGGAUUUGGACUCUGUCAUCACAGUGGGCCGGGGGGAGGUUGUGACCGUCCGGGUCCCCACCCACGAGGAGGGCUCCUAUCUCUUCUGGGAGUUUGCCACUGACUAUUACGACAUUGGAUUUGGAGUCUUCUUUGAAUGGACUGACACUACAAAUGCAUCGGUCAGCGUGCAUGUCAGCGAGUCUAGUGACGAAGACGAGGAUGAGGAAGGAGAGGUCCAUUCAGAGGAGGAGAAGGCUAAGAAAGAGGCUGGGAAACCACAGGUGGAUGAAAUAGUGCCGGUGUACCGGCGGGACUGCCAUGAGGAGGUGUACGCUGGGAGUCACCAGUAUCCCGGCCGUGGUAUAUACUUGCUCAAGUUCGACAACUCUUAUUCCCUCUGGAGGUCGAAAACCGUCUACUACAGAGUAUACUACACCAGAUAAGCCUGGAGGCAAGACUGUGGGACAGGAGUGUGUGUGGAAUUUAGCAGGAAUGAAAGAUAAAAGUGAGGAAAUGUACGGGACGUGCAGUACUUUGGGGAGGGACGAAGAGAUGCGACAUGAGCUUGUUCGUUGUGUAUGCAAACUUUGUGGUCAUGUGUGUCAUGAUGUUUGAGUUCAUGAGGAAUUGGGUCAUGUACUUGGCACCUCUGUUUUGCACUCUAAAUGAUGUAGUGCUUGUUGAUAUCACUGUCUUAUAUAACUAGUGUGACUUACAUCAGCCUUGAUCUUCUAAUUUCAUCCAAAGAGGUGCUCCAGUAGGACAAAUACGUAUGUGUCCUGAUGAAAAAUGUAGUCGAGAUCCUCCUAUCAAACACAUAGGACAGAAGUGCAUCAGUGUGCGUCCCGCCCAAGUGCUGCCCCUAUAUAACAGACGGACAAGACUUUCUCAUGAUGGAAUUUUGGAUGAAAUGUAUCUGGACUACAUGAUGGAGGCCUUUAUGAAUGGAGAUUUUUCAGCAUUUUCUAAAACCGAUGGAUUGUGUCUAAAACAUUUAAUAAAUAUUUAUUAAUCUCUGUGGUAGGGUAGGGUCCUUCGUGUGUUUGUGUGUCCUGUAACAUCUUGAUCGUUUAUUUUUUUUGAUUACACAGAGCCCCAAAUCUAUGGUCUCAAGUUGUCAAUGUUCUUUUGUGUAAUUUUCUGUUGUCAGUAUGGUUCAGCAGUAUUGACCUUUUAUGUUGUGGCACUGCAAAAUAUUCUUGCCUUUUUUGAUUUCAUAGUUUCUUCAUAGUUACAGACAGCCAUGUCAAAACAUAAAAUGUUUAUUGGUUUAAAUUUAUAUUUGUUACACUUGGUUCUCCAUCACAAUAACAACCAUCUCUUAUUCUCAUUUAAAAUAUUAAUAAUGAAGUGUUUGUAUAGCUAAUUGAUACUAACUUUCAAAAGCAGCAUAUGAAUCUCUUGAUUCGCCUACUUUUUUCUGUUAUUUAUUGGACAGGUCAGUGUUUUCUGGAUAAUAAUUUACAAGCAUUUUUCUUUAUCAUUAUAUUGCUUUAAAAGAGUAUAAUUUCAUCUUCAAAUAUUGGACUCAUCACUGGCUGAAUUGUUGAAUUAAAUUUUAUUCUCAUGAUUGGAUCAAAGACACCUGUGUAAAACAGGUCACUGCUGUUUAACUGAGAUCCAACAUCGCCUAUGUAAACAAACACGGAUGCUGUUUCACUGUGCUUAUAUGAUGAAUAUAGCAUAUGCCCAUUGAUCGAAGUGUUAUGUCAAAGAGCCGUGAUGAUUCCGCAUCAUUUAAUAUACCAUGUACAGUUCAUUGGUUAGAGUUACUGACUGUUUUUCCCAUGUAUUUUUCUUUUUUAAUGCUGACUUCAGGCCUUCGUAUAGUGAAAUGUGGCAUGGUAUUGUUGAAGAUUCUGGAAAAUAGAUGAACCAAGGAAUUGAUAUGAAAAUGUUGAAUAUAAAGGCAUGAAGAAGUGUUUUUUUAUUGGUUUCACUUGUGUGCUCUGAUCUGUAUGCAUAUGAGGAUGAGUGUCUUGGAGUGUAUAUUUGAUGGAUUAAACUUGCUUUUCCUCUGUA
Triplophysa dalaica is the source of this 3193-nucleotide messenger RNA. It is a transcript of the gene acbd3, whose product is annotated as acyl-Coenzyme A binding domain containing 3. NCBI's taxonomy places the organism in Eukaryota, Metazoa, Chordata, Actinopteri, Cypriniformes, Nemacheilidae. The coding region runs from base 46 to 1614 and encodes 522 amino acids. The record is from RefSeq and is a predicted model, not a curated record. Gene Ontology annotation, molecular function: fatty-acyl-CoA binding. Gene Ontology annotation, cellular component: Golgi membrane. The transcript has 8 exons.